GGCGUGGGACACAUUCUGCUGUGGAUGAGAGAAGGGGAUGCGCCGCCGAUUACGCACGGCGUUACAGGAACUUUACACUUAUGAAGAAAGCAUGAACGAUAACUCCGAUACUUUCAAUCGAAUAUGUGACGAAUGUCUCCAGAGUGUGUAACAAGCAGCCGACACAGGAUCUUACAUUCAGUAUUAGACUCCUCCUAACCCUUAGUGGACGACAAAAUUCACGUUCAGCCCCUGACCAACGGUGACAUCCCAUCAUGCCACUGCUGGUGUUCCCUACUUCCCAGCUGCUAUGGGUACGCGUAGCCGCCCUGCUGUUCAGCUGCGUGGCGUUCAGCGUCGCAGCACAUGGAGCCUACCUGCCCCAUGGAGGCAUGGCUGACUGGUGCAUCUUCUGCUGGGCGUUCAGCUUUGCCUGCACCCUGGUGGUGCUGCUGGUGGAGCAGUGUGGCCUCCAGCCCCGCGUCCCCGUCUCCUGGUCCAACUUCCCCAUCACGAUCGCCUGCUAUGCCGCCCUCCUCUGCCUCUCUGCAUCCAUCAUCUUCCCUGUGUUUUUCCUCAAGGACCAGCAGCUGCACAGCGAGGUUCGCGACCAUCGCAUCGCCUCCACGGUCUUCUCCUGCCUGGCUGCAGUGGCCUAUAUGGGGGAGGUGAGCCUGUCAAAAGCGAGGCCAGGAGAGGUGGCGGGUUACAUGGCGACGGCUCCAGGUUUACUCAAAGUGUGCCAGACCUUUGUGGCCUGCGUUAUCUUCAUCCUAGUCAGUGACCCUGUGUCCUAUGAUCACCAUGCAGCACUGAAGUGGUGUAUGUCGGUUUACUGCAUCUGCUUCAUCCUCUCCAUGGCUGUGGUGGUGCUGUGUGUGGGAGAGUGCACCGGCUGCCUGCCCAUCCCGUUCUCCAAGUUCCUGUCAGCAUACGGACUCUUGGCUGUUAUCAUGUAUUUGACGGCUACCAUCAUCUGGCCCGUGUUCCAGUUCGAUAAGCAUUACCGGUACAGAGGGCAGGAAUCUCCUAAAGUGAUCGCCGCGGCUGUGCUCACUGCCCUCAAUUUUCUGCUUUACCUCGCCGACCUGGCCUACACCGCCAGAUUAGUGUUUGUCAGCGUUUGAGAAGAGAAGAAGUGAAGAAAAACGACACGAAUGAAGAACAGACAUCAAGUGGCUAAGAGCUUGACUGGCUUUGCAGAGUAGUGUAGCUGAUGUGGAGUUUCUGAUGAAAAAAAGACCCUUUUGUCCUUUUUGCUUCAUAUUUGUAAAAUGCUGAAAUUAGAUCCACGGUAGCUCCAAAAACCCAAAGCUCCAUGACAGUGUGUGUGUUUGUAGGUGGCAACAGUACAGUAUUAAACCUCAAAUGUGAAAACAUCAGUGUCAAAUGUGCAGUAUAGCAUCAAUUAUCUAAACGUGAGAUUUUACAAAAUCAUGACAAAAGAACAAACUAAAAUCCAAUCAAGUCAACACACUGGAACAUGGAACCACAACAACCAAAGAGAAAGAUUUGUUUGCCAUUCUUUUCUUUAUCUUUUGUUCGUGAGCUUUUGUCUCCAUAGCAAAGUAUCAGUAUUGGCACAUUUUGAAAUAAUGUAAUUUGAAUAAACGAAGUGUUUAGCUGAACCAAUAAAGGUUUUAUUUUAAAGUACGUGUGAUGGAAUCUACAACAGCCUUUGCUGCUCCCUUGAGUCUUGUGAUCAGUAAAGAAAUGAGAUGAGAUGAGGUGUCAAAGACAACAGGAAGCAGAUUCACCACCUUUUUCCUCUUCACUGACAUUUGGUGUUGGGGCGUUUCCUUAUCCCUUAAAGGUUACACUUUUUCACCUGUUACGCAACUGCCACACUAAAUAUAUGAAUUCUUAAUUAGACAUUUUGUUUUUUAACAGAAACAUACAGAAAUGAUCCUGAAAAUGUCCCUUUCAAGUGUAGAUAGAAUUUGUAUUCGUUGACUUUUUUGAAAUGAACAGAAGUCACUGCAGUCAUAGCAGCAGCUGGUUAGGAGUCUGUGCUGCCUGAUUUCUUCAGUGAAACAUUUGUUUUUAUUGUUUGAAUUGACAGUUUCCGCUGAAACUGAGAGUGCGACAGCUCAGUGAAGCCAAAACUGACAGUCAAGACGAUUUCAGCUUUUUUUAAAAGGUUAUCGCAGUAAUCUAAGUGAUAAGUUGCCGUUGGUGUUGCUGACGGUGAAGUCUGCUGAGUUUCUUCGAGGACUACUUUUGCAUCACCUUGCUCUGACUUUUGCAUUUCCUCUGACAACUAGAGAAAGCCUUAGCUGUGUUAUGAAACAGCGUCAUGUGUGAGAGAAAACCACACAUGGCUGCGAUCAAAGCUGCUCAGGCCCGAGUCUGCACUAUUUAGAAAGAAAGCUAGUGGAGCUGGUUGGCCAAGACUGCAUCAGUGAGAAGAUGAUGUAGUUAUCACCGGGAAUUUGACUGCAGCAAUGUUGUGCUUUGACUGUAACACAGUAGUUUGUAAUAGUGUGACACUGACACCAUGUUGCAGUUGUGUGAGUGCAAGCAUCGGUUUGCUGGCUGAGAGAUGUGUUGAAUGUCUGUAUUACUGAACUCCUGUGGUGUGUGUGGCCUGUGGGUAGCACAUCAUAGCACUGCAGGUUCAAAUACAGUGUUUAUAAAAAGUC
Molecule: messenger RNA, 2621 nt
Organism: Stegastes partitus (bicolor damselfish)
Lineage: Eukaryota; Metazoa; Chordata; Actinopteri; Pomacentridae
Gene: myadma
Product: myeloid associated differentiation marker a
Exons: 2
Coding region: 255-1106 (283 amino acids)
Cellular component (GO): membrane
Source: RefSeq, a predicted model, not a curated record